AUGUUCCUAGUAAUCCCCAACAGCUUCAAAAUCACAAGUCUCCUGCCGUAUGCCUGCUACCUGGUAAAAGUCAGUGCCACCAGCCCAGCUGGUCGUGGAGAGCCCUCGUCCAUUCUCUACAUCAUGACUUACGCUGGAGUUCCCCAGGUGCACAACACAGUGGUGGAGCCAUCGCUAUCACACUACAGUCCUCGCAGUGUACUUCUCGAAUGGACCAUCCACCCUGACAUCCUCUCCACCUCUUACGCCUCCACCUGGGUUAACGUAUCUUCUGCGGCGUCCGGCCCCAAGCCAAAGGAGGUGACAGGUAGUCCAGUGGAGGUGGGGGAACUGGAGCCAAACACCCACUACAACAUCUCCUUGACUGUCAAAUUUGAGGGUGGAGGUUUUGGGCCUCCUGUACUACUGAUGACUACCACACCCGAGGACGCUGAGCAUGCACCUAUUGCCAAGUCCCUCUACACUCUCUACAUGAAUCCUCCAUACUGCAGCGUGUGGAGAACUGGUUCAUUCGUGGUAGGACAGAGCGAACUAGAGAGUUCAGUUGUGAUGUUGCCACUGUCUCUCCUCUCCCUCCUCUCGUGCCUGGCUCUGCUCGGCUCUGCUGCUGACGACCUGGGCUCGGGCUCUGGCUCUGGCUCUGCCGCAGCUCCCAGCUCCCCGCCCAGAAACCUCGAGGUCUCCAUGGUCACUGCCACUACAGCUCUGGUCUCCUGGGAUCCUCCUCUCUCUCCAAACGGCGUCGUCGUCUCUUACAACAUCUCCUACCAGCCUUCUGAUGGCAGUCUAAAUUCUGUGGAUAUGGCAGUUGGAGGAGGCAUAGAAAGCCAGGUCCUCACUGACCUCCGCCCGUUCACCUUCUACAACGUCUCAGUGUUGGCAAGUACAGGAGAAGGGGCCGGACCUACAAACAACACACAGUUCUUAACCGAACAAACCGCUCCACAAGCUCCAAACAUUUUGCAGCAUUUUCCGGUCAGUAGCACGGCUCUGUGGUUGUCAUGGCAACUGGAGGGGAGAGUCCCAGGAAUUCUCUCCGGCUUCAAUGUAACGUACACAACUGACAGCCUGGCAACAAACAGGUUCAUGGAACUUGGUCCCAGCAAUGAGUCAGUUGUGUUGGAGGGUCUGGAGGUGUGGACGCAGUACGAGGUGUGUGUCGUGGCGUCCACAGUUGGAGGAGGUCCAGGGAACUCAUCUUGUGUUACUCUCCGCACGCUGUCGGCAGGUCAGUCUCUCUCUCUCCUGUGCCUCAGACAGCAGGAAGAUUACUGUCUCCCCCCCGCAGCUCCAGAGGUGGCAGUGAGGAAUGUCUCCCUCGUCCCGCUCUGUCCCCCCUCUCUGAUGGUGGUGUGGGCACCCGUGGAGCCCUCUCUACUCAAUGGACCUGCAGAGGAGAGUGUGUAUGUGAUAUUCUGGCAGGAGAGAGAAGGACGGGGGAAUGGUAGGGCGGAGGUGGACUACAGCGACACCACAACUAGUGGACUGGUGACUGGUCUGAAUGUAGACACUGCCUACUCUGUGUCAGUGGCUCUGGCUAACAACAAUGGCUCUGGUCCAAACAGUACAGCGGUGGAGGAGGAAAACCCCUCCCUCUGGAGUGAAGUGACUCUGGACCUGGUCAGAACCUUUCUGCUGGUGUCAUGGCAACCUCCAAGCCCCUCCCCCUCUUUCCUCUCUUUCAACUUCACUCUCACCAUCUCCUCUGCCAACGGAGACGAAAUUCACUCUACACACGACACCUCCAUCACCAUCGCAGAUCUCAUUCCUGGUACCAACUAUGAUGUGACCAUCAGAACCGAUGGAGGGUGUGGCUCCGGAGAACCUGUAGCCAUGACAACCACAACACUUGAAGCUCUGCCAGGUCCACCAGUGAUCUCCAUAGCAACAGUAUCCGCCUCCUCAGUUGCCAUCCAGUUGAAGGAACCUUUGAUGCCAAACGGUGUCAUUACAGGCUUUAUGGUGGAGUGUGCUGGAAGUGGGGAAGUGAGUGUGGCUGAGUCAUACUACAUCUGCUCAGGACUGGAGGCGGACUCGGCUGUCUCUGUGAGAGUGAGGGCAGUCAAUGGAGCUGGUCUCGGUGACCUGGCUACCAUCAACACCUCCACUGCCUGCCAGAGUGAGGAGCCUAAGGUUGAGGAGACGGCAGCUCAGUCGGUGACAGUCCAGAUCAGCGAAGGUUGCUACGCUGAGACAGGAGUUCUAGUAGUGGUACAGGAGGUUGGGGGAGAGCCACGCCCCCUGGGGUCUUACUCCGUGGAGGAACUGGUGGAGUUGACCUUGGAGUACUCCAGCGGACGACAGAAGAGGCAGGCAACAGGUGUCUACAUUGCUGCCAACAUCUCCAGAGGUAUGAGGUCUUUGUUUGAGCUGGGGGAUGGGAUGAAAUAUGGCGGCUACACAAACCACCCUCUUAUGUCAGACACCAAGUACAGAGUGGGUGUGGUGAGCAUGUCGGACACUGCCAGUCAGCCAGACACCAUUGUCACCUCUCCUGACUUCACUACACGUAAGGCUGUAGGGAGCACACAACCCACUCAGACUGAUGAGACGGGGUUUCCCGUGGUGGUGGCUGCGGCAGUCGGCGGUGGCCUCCUCUUUCUCCUCCUCCUCACUAUCACCAUCAUCAUUGCCAUAGCAACCCUCAUCUGCUGCUACCGCAGUAGGCGAGGGAACCUAACUUUGGACAUGCAGGGGAAAGGCUCCACCCACAGCUUCGAGAGGAGUGCGUCUGUGCGUCUCUCUGGUCGUCGUGGUAACAAGCCGGCAGACCCGGUGGAGGAGUACAGAGCAAACUACCACACAGAGGCCCUCGAAGCCCAUCCUCCAGUUCCUGUGGACGGCUUCGUCAACAAACUCCUGGUCAUGAAGACCAACGACAACCAACUGUUUCUGGGGGAGUUUGGUUCUAUUGAGAUGAACCCCCAGCAGCCGUGCUCUGUGGCUGAACUGCCAGUGAACAGAGGGAAGAACCGCUACCACAACAUCUUGCCUUAUGACCACUCUCGAGUGAAGCUAUCACACGGCAAAGGCCACGGGGACUACAUCAAUGCCAGCUACUGCUCCGGUUUCAUGAAAGUGCAAGGAUUCAUUGCAACCCAAGGUCCCCUGCCAGAGACUGUCCCUGACUUCUGGAGACUGGUGUGGGAACAGAACGCACGUACCGUUGUGAUGCUGACAAACGCUCAGGAGAGACUGAAGACUAAAUGUGAGGUGUACUGGCCCCGAGAGGUCGGCUGCUCAGUGGUGUACGGAGCCAUUGAAGUAACUCUGACUGACUUUACUCAACUGGCCGACUAUACCAUCAGAUCUCUCACCAUCAACAAGGCAGGGUCAGGGAAGGAAGGUAGAGAGAUAAAACAGUUCCACUUCACGUCGUGGCCCGACCACGGAGUGCCCCAGUUUGCCACGGCGAUGUUGGCGAUGGUCCGCAGAGUGAUGGCUUUCCACUCGUGUGAGACGGGGCCGAUGGUGGUGCACUGCAGUGCAGGAGUGGGAAGAACAGGAACAUUCAUUGUCAUAUACAGUAUGAUAGAGAGAAUGAAGGCCAACAGGAGAACGGUCGACGUAUAUGGUCACGUGAGUUUGUUACGAACACAGAGGAACUACAUGGUCCAGACCGAGGAUCAGUACUUCUUCAUCUACGAGGCAGUGGCGGAGGUCAUUGUGUGUGGAGACACUGAAGUGACUCUUGAUCAGUUGGAGGAGUAUGUCAACGACAUUCUUGCCGCCAAGAAUAGAUACGUCAACGUCCUACCAUAUGAGAGCAGAAGAGUCAUUCUGCAGUACCAGAGAGCUCAGGAAGGCUCGGACUACAUCAAUGCCAGUUUCAUUGAUGGCUACUACUACCGCAAUGCCUUCAUAGCCACCCAGGGUCCUCUGCAGAACACGCUGGCCGACUUCUGGAGAAUGGUGUGGGAGCACAAUGUACCAGUCAUCGUCAUGCUCACCAAGUGCAAGGAGAAAGGAACUGUGAGUGUCAUGCCUGCUUCUGGUGGAGCUGAGAUACCUUCUCCCCUCCUUCAGGAGAGGAGUGCUAAGUACUGGCCUGCAGACAUAGGCCAGAGUCUCAGCUGUGGACUGUACUCGGUGGAGAUGACUCUGGAGAGGAGGUCAGAGCACUACACCUACCGAGACAUUGUCCUGGUUGAUACUCAGACUGGGAGAAGGAGGCAAGUCCGCCAUUUCCACUACCUCUCCUGGCCAGAGGUGGGUGUGCCUUCCUCCUCCGUGACGCUCCUGGACUUCCUGAGAGAGGUUCAGAAGAACUUUGCAACUCUCAACACAAGAUCUCCCAUCACUGUCCACUGCAGCAAUGGUAUUGGACGUACUGGAGUGUUCAUUGCUCUACACAUUCUGCUGGAACGAAUGGUGACCGAGGGACUGGUGGAUGUGUUCCAAACCAUCAAGAACCUCCGUAUUCAGAGACCAGCUAUGGUCCAGACACUAGAGCAGUACCAGUUCUGCUACACAGCAGCCCUGGACUACCUGGAGACCUCUGACCUGGCAAACCAGCUCCGCACCAGCACUCGCAGCGAGUCCCACUCUCUCAGAGCUGCCUCAAACGCAAGUGAACUCCGGUCAUCGCGACGAUCCCUCAACCGCAAUGAUUCUCUGCGUUCGUCGGCCAAGAGAUCGUCCCGUAACCUGGAAAUAUCUCAAGUGGGGAAUGGAGUCAGCACCACAGUCUACGGAGACAGCGAAGCCACCAGCACCUUCAGCUCCACCCAACAAAACCUGAGUGUGGCCAAAAGAGCGUCUCAGGAAGACCCAUUCCAGAGAGUUCCUCAGGGAAAUGGAGGGGAGGGUGUGCCCUCAGCCUCUCCCCUCCCUCCCUCUUUAUCUUCCACGCCGCAGCUCCUGCCCAACCUGUCACAGAGCUCCCAGGAUCACCCCACCCUUCCUCCCUCCUCUCUCCUUCACAGCAACACCCUUCCCUCAAGAGGAGGGUCCUCAAGUCUCCUGCAGACCCACGUGGCUGCUGGCUCUGCCUCGGCAUCGCAGAGCAGUCUGGGCUACUCCGGAGUAACGGCUUACCCCGUCUCCAGUUUCCGGGGGAGAGACUCCGGGGGUCAGAUGUCUUCUCAAACAAGCCUCGAGCGAGAGAUUGCAGCUCUGACUAUGAACAUCAAUAACUCUAAUAGCAAUGAUACCAGUCGUGUUGUGAAUGUGUACAUAGAGCCCUAAGCCAAUUUUUGUACUCAUCAACUCCCACCUUUUUUCAUGCGAAUUCAUAAUAAUUUUUUUGUGUAUUAUUCCACAAGUAUGCGUUCAAAAUGUAUUUGAAGUAAGGGCUAGUAUUUGCCGUAGUACGGAACCCGUUGGGGCUGCAAUCACUUCAAAUAUGAACUAAGUUUUAACGCUACCAAAGCCACUCUUAGAAAUUGCAAUAGCUGCUCAAUCGUGCCACUUCCACUCUUGGC
Geodia barretti is the source of this 5423-nucleotide messenger RNA. The record is from the annotation of a GenBank genome assembly. NCBI's taxonomy places the organism in Eukaryota, Metazoa, Porifera, Demospongiae, Tetractinellida, Geodiidae.